Messenger RNA from Entelurus aequoreus (snake pipefish), 847 nucleotides. RefSeq names its product myeloid-derived growth factor (gene mydgf). Gene Ontology annotation, biological process: positive regulation of endothelial cell proliferation; positive regulation of angiogenesis. The transcript is spliced from 6 exons. NCBI's taxonomy places the organism in Eukaryota, Metazoa, Chordata, Actinopteri, Syngnathiformes, Syngnathidae. Bases 102 to 599 code for a protein of 165 amino acids. The record is from RefSeq and is a predicted model, not a curated record.
UCCGGUAUUUACACACACACACACACUUUGAUGCUGACAUUCCCACACAAACAUAAACACUUUGAUGCUGACAUUCCCACACAGGCAGACAAGAGGGGAAGAUGGCAAAUGCAUUUAUUAAUAACUUAGCAUUUUCUCUUGUCUUUGUGCUGCUGCUGGCUCAUUUCCCCGGCCAAGCUGUGGGGGAACAAACUAAAACGACAGAGUUUGACGUGAAACCUGGUGGAAUGCUGCACACCUUCACCGACUACAUUGGAGGAUACGAAUGCUCUUUCUCGUUCGCCGCACAAGGAGGAACUAAUGAGAAAUGGCUAAUGAGUGUGGGCCUCAGCGAUGAAGACAAACUGUUGUCAUGCUCUGUGUGGAGGCCUACGGGGACUUCCUACCUGUUUUUCACGCAGUUCAAAAUGGAGUUGAAAGGAACCAAAAUUGAAUAUGCAAACGCCUCGUCUCAGGCGAGGGCAGGACAAAAAGAGGUGGUCCUCAGUGCGGAGGAGUUCACCAUAGGAGAGUCUGCAGUGACCCACACGGAGGGAAAGUUCAAGGCCCAGCUGGCCAAGCUGACGGCCAUCGGGCGCACGCGUCACCAAGAGCUGUGAGCCAGCGAGGUCACGUGACUCGCCAGCGAGGUCACGUGACUCGCCAGCAUCUUUUUUUCCAGGACCAUGUGACUUUUCCACAGAGCAGAAAUAUCUCCCUUUUAUUGUCCUCCAUGUUUUGACGGUAUGAGAUUUUACUUGUGAAUAUUUACAGUGCGAGUACUGUAAUCCUCGGGGGGUUUAAUUGACAAAAUGUAUGCGAGGACAUUUAUUUUGGUAAGCAUCAAACAUUAAAACUAAGAAAUGAA